AUGAACACCACGUACGCCGAGGGUCCGCUUGUCUUCAAAGCAAACCUCCAUGAUUCUCGUGGUAAAGGUUACUACAUGUAUGCGGACCAAAAAUGGGCUGGCUCACCUUCAGGAGAAUUCAUGGAAGAGCAGUACCAGCCUUACUGGACUGCGGAUGUUGGAAAGCCAAACUGGCAGCCAAUCAACUGGACGCUGAAGCCUGACUACGAUCAGUCACUUGGAGUCAUUCGGCAUGGCCAUGUCUGGUCCCUCACAACCGCUGAGCAUGCAGCACUUCGCGGAGCAAAUUUACGCUCUAUUCAGAUAAUUCCACCCAAGAAGCGUGUCUACAGAAUCGGCGAGUCUCUCGACCUUAAGGGCUAG
Fusarium verticillioides 7600 is the source of this 363-nucleotide messenger RNA. RefSeq lists its product as hypothetical. Lineage: Eukaryota; Fungi; Ascomycota; Sordariomycetes; Hypocreales; Nectriaceae. The transcript has a single exon. The record is from RefSeq and is a predicted model, not a curated record. The coding region runs from base 1 to 363 and encodes 120 amino acids.